Messenger RNA from Pseudophryne corroboree (corroboree frog), 13351 nucleotides. It is a transcript of the gene FREM3, whose product is annotated as FRAS1 related extracellular matrix 3. Lineage: Eukaryota; Metazoa; Chordata; Amphibia; Anura; Myobatrachidae. Gene Ontology annotation, cellular component: membrane. The record is from RefSeq and is a predicted model, not a curated record. Gene Ontology annotation, biological process: cell communication; anatomical structure morphogenesis. The transcript is spliced from 24 exons. Bases 860 to 10222 code for a protein of 3120 amino acids.
CUCCCAGGUUUAAUAUUACCUGCAGCUCACCCUGUCCCACCUAGCACACUUAGGAGAUGCUGAGUUCACAAGCACCAGCCCUGGUGUCCUGACAUCACCUGCAGCUACAGCUGUUACAGCGUUCUACUAUCCACGGGACAGCUCUUCUGCUGCAGUAGAUACUUGCUAUAGGUGCGCUGAGACUCUGCAGCCACUGGACUCUGAGACUCUGGAGCAAUACAGUAGCUAGACUGGUACGCUGCAUCCCAUCACAGGACAUUACGCUAAUUAGGAGACUGCAGCCCUACACAAGGCAAUAGCUAGACUGGUACUCUGCAUCCCUGCACAGGGCAUUACCCUAACUAGGACUCUGCAUCCCUGCACAGGGCAUUACCCUAACUAGGACUCUGCAUCCCGCACAGGGCAUUACCCUACCUAGGACGCUGCAGCCCUGCAUGGAGCAAUAGCUGGACUGGUACUCUACAUCCCUGCCCUAACUAGAACUCUGCAGCCCUACACAGGGCAAUACACAUACAGGGUCUCUGCAGCCCCGCACAGGGCAUUACCCUAACUAGGACUCUGCAGCCCUGCAUGGAGCAAUAGCUGGACUGGUACUCUACAACCCUGCACUGGGCAAAACCCUACCUAGGACGCUGCAGCCCUGCAUGGAGCAAUAGCUGGACUGGUACUCUACAACCCUGCACUGGGCAAAACCCUACCUAGGACGCUGCAGCCCUGCAUGGAGCAAUAGCUGGACUGGUACUCUACAUCCCUGCACUAACUAGAACUCUGCAGCCCUACACAGGGCAAUAACCAUACAGGGUCUCUGCAGCCCCGCACAGGACGUUAGCCGGACUGGGACUCUGCACCGGGCAGGAAGAUGGCCAGGUGGUCCGCGAACCAUUGUAGUGACAGAGGAGUCCCGGCUCUCCCCUACUACAUAGCGGCUGUAGUGGCUCUCCUCACCUGCGGCCUGGAGUCCAGAUCGCUGAAGACAGAUGACAUUAUCAUCAGAAACCGGGGACUGCGGGUGCCCUUCGGCCGGUCCGUGUCUCUGGACCCGGUGUCGGAGCUGGUGAUCCGAGUGCAGCCCGGAGACAGAUGCGUGGUCAGCGUGCUGGGCAAUGACCCUCUUUCCCAGAGACCGGGUUCCCUGACGCCCAAGAGGUUCCCCUGCGAGUUCGGGGCAGGAGAGGUGACCUACACCCACCUGGGCGCCCGGAGCCCUGCCCGGGACCGGGUGAGGCUGCAGCUGCGGUACGACUCCCCGGCAGAGACGCUGAUCGUGCCCUGUGUGCUGGAGGUGGAGGUGCUGUUCCAGCAGCUGGAGAUCGUCUCCCGCAACCUGCCGCUGCCGGUGCUGGAGCUGCACGGCCUCAGCGCCCCCAUAGACAAGCAGGUGCUGGCCUUCUCCUACGACCCGGCCACGGAAACCUGCAGGGUCACUCCGCUGCCAAGCACCGGCGGGUCACCCAGGUACGGGCACCUGCUGAACGCCGCCCCUGGCCAAGGCGUGGACUGCCACAGCUUCACCCGCUCCGGUAUCCGCUACCAGCACACGGCCCCACAGCCGUCCCCCAACCGGGACUACCUGCCCAUGCUUGUGGAGGUGUCCGGGGGCAGCGGCGGCAGCAGCCGGCGGGAGCACUUCCAGCUGGCGGUCCGGAUACAGGCGGGGGCAGAGAACAGCGCCCCCCGGCCCAGCUUCGUCUCUAUGCUGAUGAUGGAGGUGGGACAGUUCGUGCUGACCGCCCUGACCCCGGAGAUGCUAGCGGCGGAGGACGCGGAGUCCGAGCCCGGGGAGCUCAUCUUCAACCUGACCAGCCCCCUGGCACCGGAGGCGGACGGCUACCUGCUCAGCACCGACGACCAGAACGUGCCCAUCACCGCCUUCACCCAGCGGGACGUGUCGGAGCUGCGGAUCGCCUAUCAGCCGCCGACCAGCGAGUCCUGGCUGGAGCGGAUCCUGCAGCUGGAGAUGCAGGUGAUAGAUACGGACGGAGCCGCCUCCGACACCUUCGCCUUCAUGAUCGUGGUGAAGCCCAUGAACACCCUGGCCCCGCUGGCCACACGCAACGCCGGCCUCUGGCUGCUGGAGGGACAGUCUAGACCGCUGUCAGGGCCGGGCUCCGGGAUGGACAACCUGGUGAUCAGCGACGAGGACAACCUGUCCGAGGUGCGAAUGAGCGUGGUGGGCGGUCUCCGGCACGGGCAGCUGCUCCUGGCUGAGGGGGGCACUGGUGGGGCGGGCCUCACAUUCACCCCCCAGCACCUGCACUCAGGCCUGGUGAUCUACCAGCACGAUGGCAGCGACACCUACAGUGACAACCUCAUCCUCAGGAUGGACGAUGGCAGGCACAGGGUGGAGCUGCUCUACCCCAUCACAGUGUCCUCUACAGACGACGAGCCCCCGGUCCUCAAUGCCAACACCGGCCUUAGCAUGGCAGAGAGGAGCCUGGCCCUCAUCUCGCCCUUCAUGCUCAGUGCUACAGACAUUGACUCAGAAGAUUCCACAAUCCUCUUUGUGCUCCAGGAGCCGCUCAGUACAUUGGGGCAUGUUGUCCUCAGACAGACUGAGGAACCUGAGGAGGGUGAGGUAUGGAAAUAUCUCCCUGAUGGGGUGUAUGAGAAGGGGGUAAGCCAGUGGUACCAAAAAGACAUUGUGGAUGGGAAACUCUAUUACAAGCAUGUGGGACAGCACAGUGCUGAGGUUACUUUAGACCAGGUGCUGUUCAUGGUGCAGGAUGACAAUGAUCCCCCCAACCAAUCCGGACUACAGGUGUUCACUGUGCGGAUAGAACCUGUAGAUGACCUCAAUCCUGAACUGUUCCAAGGGACAACUUUACAUAUGACUGUUAAAGAAUACGAGGUAACUCUUUUUAAGAAGAAGCACCUACGGUACACAGAUAUGGACACAGACGAUAGAAAUCUCAAAUACACUUUACACAGCCACCCCAGGGACACCGACCCCAAUCAUUCUGUUCUUACUGGCCAUAUUGUGCUUAGUGAUCUUCAGGAUGUUCAGGUGACCUCUUUUACUCAAGCCCAAAUUAACCAUCACAAGAUUUCCUACAGGCCACCUGAAAAGGAACUGGGAAUAGUCCCCAAAGUUUUACAGUUUAACUACACUGUGGAAGAUGCUUCAGGGAACUCAAUCAAUGGAACUUUCACUAUUUUCCUGCAACCUGUGGACAACAAACCACCUGAAAUCAUCAACACUGGGAUCACUGUCCAAGAGAGGGGUUCUUUUGAUUUUACCAAAUCUGAGCUUGAUGCCACAGAUCCAGACACAGAAGCAGAAAACAUUGUGUUCAGCUUAUCACAAGCCCCAUUACAUGGUAAUUUGCAGUAUCGUGGUGAACCAGUCUCCCUAGGAAAAUCGUUUGGGCUACUUGAUAUUGAACAAGAACAUAUAUCCUAUGCCCAUAACGGGGAUGAAUCCACCUUUGACUCCUUUUCAUUAGUGGUCAGUGAUGGUGUGCAUGAAGUUCCUAUUACAACAAGAAUACGUGUUAAGCCAGUGGAUGAUGAGGCACCCACGCUGAUGCUUCCUGGUGGACUUUUGGGAUCCUCCUUAGAGGUCCUGGAGAGAGGAGAAACAGAAAUCACUACAAAUGUCAUCCAGGGCACUGACCCUGACACUGAUGACCUAAUUCUUACUUUUAUUGUAGAAGAACCUCCCCAAAGAGGAGAAAUAUUGGUCAAUGGUGUUCCAGCUGAAAGAUUCUCUCAACAAGACCUCCUCAAUGGUGAUGUCAUGUAUGCACAUACAGCAGGAGAGAUAGGCCUUCACAGACAGCAAGACUUUUUUAACUUAACAAUGUCAGAUCUUUCUAAUGAGUGGGUGAUUGGAGGCAACAAAGUGAAUGGCGUGAAGGUUCAUGUAACCAUUCUCCCAGUAGACAGCGAAGAACCCAUUGCAAAAUUGGGUGAUCAAUUCUCCGUAUUAGAAGGUGGCAAAAAUGUGAUCAUACCUGAAAACCUGGAUGCUGAAGAUGUUGAUACAUCAAAGGAUGAAAUAUUAUGUACUAUUAUUGUCCAACCUACAUCAGGAUAUAUAGAAAAUAUCUCCCCAGCCCCUGGUUCAGAAAAGUCCAGAUCUGGAAAUCCUAUUAGUGCCUUUAGCAUAAGAGAUAUCCAUCUUGGCCAUAUAUAUUAUGUUCAAAGUAUCCACCAAGAAGUAGAGCCCAUAGAAGACAGGUUCACUUUCCGUUGCUCAGAUGGUGUCAGCUUUUCUCAGCCCCUCUUCUUUCCUAUUGUCAUAAUCCCAAUGAAUGAUGAGAAACCAGAAAUAUUUACUCGGGAGUUUAUUGUUAUGGAAGGAAUGAGCCUUGUGAUUGACACCCCCAUUCUCAAUGCUGCUGAUGCAGAUCAACCCCCAGAUGAACUUCUCUUCAUAAUUACUAAGCCUCCUCAGCAUGGCAGAGUAAUGCUGCAGCAAAGUGCCUCUCCCAUCUUUAACUUCACCUUGGAGGAUAUAAAAGAAAGUUCUAGUAUCAUUUAUGAGCACGAUGACUCUGAGACCAAGGAGGACAGUUUUAAUAUUCUCCUAACAGAUGGAGAUCACAGUGUGGAGAAAAAGAUACUUGUAAUGAUCAUUCCUGUAGAUGAUGAGACCCCAAGAAUGACAAUCAAUGAUGGACUAGAGAUUGAAAUUGGAGAAACAAAAUUAAUUACAAAUAAUGUCCUAAAAGCCACAGAUUUAGAUUCUGAUGAUAAAUCUCUAAUCUAUAUCAUUCAAUUUGGCCCAAAUCAAGGACUCCUACAAUACCUUGACCAAGGUGGCACAGUAUUGAGUAACAUCACAGUAGGAAUGAAUUUUACACAAGGUGACAUUGACCAGGAACUCAUCCAGUACACCCACAUAGGUCAAGAAGGUAUCCGUGAUCUCAUCAAAUUUGACAUCACAGAUGGGAUUAACCCAUUUAUUGACAGGUACUUUUACAUUAGUAUUGGCAGCAUUGACAAUGCCUUCCCAGAUGUUAUCAUCAAAGGUGUCACGCUAAAAGAGGGAGGAAAAGUAACACUGACAACUGACCUUCUAAGCACAAGUGACAUCAACAGUCCAGAUGAGAAUUUGAGAUUUAGCAUCACAAGGGCACCAAGUCGUGGUCAUCUGGAGAGCACAGAUCAGCCUGGGAUCCCUAUCACAACCUUCACUCAACUCCAUCUGGCUGGGAACAAGGUCUAUUACAUUCACACCUCAGAAGAUGAGAUGAAGAUGGACAGUUUUGAGUUUGAAGUGACAGAUGGCUUCAAUCCUCUGUUUCGCACUUUCAGAAUUUCAAUAACCGAUGUGGACAAUAAGAAACCAGUUCUUACAAUUCAGGACCUGGUGGUAAACGAAGGAGAAAAUAAACUCAUCACUCCAUUUGAACUGACUGCUGAGGAUAGGGACACUCCUGAUCACUUAGUGCGAUUUACAAUAACUCAGGUCCCAGUGCAUGGGCAGAUUUUGUUAAACAACAGCCGCCAAAUAACUACCUUCACUAAGCAAGAUCUAAAUGAUAAUUUAAUAAGUUAUAGGCAUGAUGGGAGUGAGACUUCUGAAGAUAGUUUCUCCUUUACUGUCACUGAUGGAACACACACAGACUUUUACAUAUUCCCAUACACCAUGCUUGGAACAAGGAAACCGCAAAUGAUGAGGAUUAGAAUACAUUCCUUGGAUAAUGGUGUUCCCCAAAUUGCUGUUAACAAAGGGGCUGCAACAUUAAGAAGUCUUUCCUCUGGACAUCUUGGUUUUCUCAUCACCAGUAAAUCAAUGAGAGCAGAGGAUCGAGAUAGCCCCAACAGAAUGCUGAAAUACAGAAUCACAGAUGGGCCAAAGCAUGGGGCCAUUGUCAAUAUGGCACGCGGCAAUGACACUGUGAAGACCUUCACACAGGCUGACAUUGACGAUCUGAAAGUCUGCUACGUUCUAAAGGACGGUGAGAAUGUUACUAGUGACAUCUUUCAUUUCUCAGUAGAAGAUAACGGCGGUAAUAAACUCAGCAGUCAGCCAUUUCGCCUAAACUGGGCUUGGAUAUCACUGGAUAGAGAUCAGUAUACUAUUGAUGAAGAUGCCAAGUUCCUAGAAGUGACCCUUAAGCGUCGAGGAUACCUUGGAGAAACUUCAUUUGUUAGUAUCAGCACAAAGGAUGGAGCAGCAAUUAAAGAUAAAGACUUUAAAGGAAAAGCACAAAAGCAAGUUCAAUUCAACCCUGGUCAAACAACAGCCACAUGGAAAGUUAGGAUAAUAGCUGAUGACGAGUAUGAGGAGUCUGAGACUUUCCAGAUAAUACUGUCCGAACCUGUCAUGGCUGUUCUGGGGUAUCCCAAUGAGGCUACGGUUGAGAUAGUGGACCCUGGUGAUGAAUCUAUGGUGUAUAUCCCACAAUUAGAGUAUAAAAUUGAGGAAGAUAUUGGUGAAUUACUAAUCCCCAUUAGAAGAUCAGGAGAUGUUAGACAGGAAGUUAUGGUGGUCUGCUCAACACACCAAGGCUCAGCGACAGGCACUGUUCCUUCGUCAGUUCUGUCCUACUCUGAUUACAUCACGCGUCCAGAUGACCACACCAGCGUUAUCCGCUUUGACAAGGAGGAGACAGAAAAAACCUGUCGCAUUAUCAUAAUUGAUGACUCUCUUUAUGAAGAAGAUGAGGAGUUCAACGUCACCCUUAGCAUGCCAAUGGGUGGACAAUUAGGGGCUGAAUUCCCUAGUGCCAGAGUUGUUAUUCUGGUAGAUACAGAUGAUGAGCCAGCCUUCUACUUUGCUGAUGCUGAUUACUAUGUUGAUGAAAGUGUUGGAUAUGUUGAAGUUCGAGUCUGGAGAACGGGAACAGAUCUCUCCAAACCUGCCACAGUCACAGUACGCUCCAGAAAAACGGAUCCACUUUCUGCAGAUGCAGGGACAGAUUAUGUUGGCAUUAGUAGAAACCUUGACUUUGCUCCUGGAGUGAAUAUGCAGAGUGUUCGGGUGAUCAUUCUUGAUGACUUGGGCCAACCAGCUUUGGAGGGUCUGGAAAAGUUUGAACUGGUCCUCCGUAUGCCUAUGAAUGCCGUGCUGGGUGAACCAAGCAAAACAACCAUCACCAUCAAUGACACAGUAUCUGACUUACCCAAGGUACAGUUCAAGGAACCCGUGUACAUUGUGAAUGAGAAGGAUGGGCAGGUAUCAGCUACCAUAUACAGAAGUGGAGAUGUCAGCCAUAAAUCUACAGUGCGAUGCUACACUCGCCAGGGCUCUGCGCAGGUCACAUUGGAUUAUGAAGAAAGGCCAAACACUGAUGAGUCUUUGGUUGUAUUUCUCCCAGGUGAUAUUGAGAAGCCGUGUGUAGUGACUCUGGUGGAUGAUACACUCUAUGAGGAGAAAGAAGAAUUCAGACUUGUUCUUGGAAGUCCAAGAAGUGACUUGCAUUUUGGAGCUUCAGUUGGAGAACAAAAUGAAACUCUGAUGAAGAUAAAUGAUGUGGAAGACAAACCAAUUAUUAGAUUUUCAGAAGUUAAAUAUAGUAUAAAAGAGCCUCAGGAAGUUGGGGAAAUUGCCGUGGUGAAAAUCCUUGUACUGCGCAUAGGCGACAGCUCCAAAGUGUCUAUUGUGAGGAUCCACACAAAGGAUGGGUCAGCCACUUCAGGGGAAGACUACAACCCACUCUCUGAAGAUGUUGAAUUUAAAGAAGGCGAGACUGAACACUUUGUUGAAUUAGAAAUAUUAUAUGAUGGCAAAAGGGAAAUGCGUGAAGCUUUCACUGUUCAUUUAAAACCCGAUGACAACAUGGUAGCUGAAACACAGAUGAAUAAAGCCAUUGUAUACAUUGAAGAAAUAGACAGUGUUGCUGAUGUGACUUUUCCAUCUGUACCCCAAGUUGUUUCUCUCUUAAUAUAUGAUGAUACUUCUAAAGCAAAAGAGAGUCCAAGUCCUCAAACUGGAUACCCUGUAGUAUGUGUAACGGCAUGCAAUCCAAAAUACUCAGAGUUUGACAAAACAGGCUCCAUCUGUGCUGCUGAGAAUAUUAAUGACACCCUUACUCAGUACCGGUGGCUCGUCAGCGCUCCCAGUGGCAGUGAUGGGGUGACCAGUCCUAUGCGCGAAGUGGAUUCUAAUACAUUUUUCACAGACACCAAGUCAAUCACUUUAGACUCCAUCUACUUCCACGCUGGCUCCCGGGUUCAGUGUGCUGCCAGAGCAGUCGCUGCUAACGGAGAACCUGGCCUUGAGCUACUGAGCCCCAUUCUCACUGUCAGCAGAGAAGAAGGUCUUUGUCAGCCACGUGUUCCAGGAAUAGUAGGUGCUGAACCCUUUUCUGCAAAAAUUCGCUACACAGGCCCUGAAGAUCCUGAUUAUCCCAACCUGAUAAAGCUGACAGUAACUAUGCCUCACAUGGAUGGUAUGCUUCCUGUUGUGUCAACCAGACACAUGUCCAACUUUGAACUGACUCUUAGCCCUGAUGGCACUCGGGUCGGAAAUCAUAAAUGUUCUAACCUCCUGGACUACAAUGAGAUUCCUACAAAGCAUGGCUUCAUUACAGAGGACACGAAAAACGAUGAAGUAAUAGGUGAAACAUCUCCAUACCAAUACAGCACGGCUCUCAGAUCGGCCAGGACCUUGCGUUUCUAUCGGAAUCUGAAUCUGGAGGCCUGCCUCUGGGAAUUUAACAGCUACUAUGAUAUGUCUGAGCUCCUGACAGACUGCAGCGGAACUAUAGGGACUGAUGGACAAGUGUUAAAUUUGGUUCAGUCAUAUGUCACCCUGCGAGUGCCUCUCUAUGUGUCCUAUGUAUUUCACUCACCGGCUGCAGUUGGUGGUUGGCAGCACUUUGACCUGCAAUCUGAGUUAAGGUUGAAGUUUGUGUAUGACACGGCAAUCCUGUGGAAUGAAGGAAUUGGCAGCCCCCCAGAGUCGGAGUUGCAGGGAUCUCUCUACCCAACCAGCAUGCGCAUUAAUGAUGAAGGGCGUCUAGUUGUGAACUUUAAGACUGAAAUCCGCUUCCGUGGACAGUUUGUCAUGUCCCAUCCAGGUACAUCUUUGUCAUCCAUGGUCAUGUCAGUCGACCAUCCAGAGCUCACUUUUACAUUGAGCCUUCUCCGCAGUGAGCCGAGCUUCAGACAGCCUAUGCAGCAGUGGAGUUUUGUCUCAGACUUUGCUGUACGUGAUUACUCCGGAACUUACACAGUAAAGCUUAUCCCUUGUAGUGCAUCUCCUAACCAAGAAUAUACUGUGAUUCCCAUAUGUAACCCACGUGAGCCUAUCACGUUUGAUAUAGAUAUUCGGUUUCAGCAGGUCAGCGAUCCGGUAUCAACAGAGUUCAGUCUGAACACACAAAUGUUUUUAUUGUCCAAAAAGGAACUGUGGCUAUCGGAUGGCUCAAUGGGAUUUGGUGAGGGAACGGAUGUUGCUUUUUCUGAAGGCUCUAUGAUUUAUGGGCGAGUCAUGGUGGAUCCUGUUCAAAACCUUGGAGACUCUUUCAUCUGCAACAUUGAGAAAGUAUUUUUAUGUACUGGAGCAGAUGGCUAUGUACCCAAAUACUACCCAGAGGACAAGGAGUUUGGAUGCCUUGCAGACUCUACAACUUUACUUUAUAGAUUCAAGAUAUUGGACAAGGCACAGCCAGAAACUCAAGCUAAGGUGUUUGGAAAUGUUGCAUUUGAUGCUAAAUUAGUCGCUGACAACCCAGAAGCUUUGCCCUUGGUAAAACAGCCAGGAUCUGAUGGCUUCAGCCUCUCAUCAGAUGCUCUGUUCCAGGUGGCUGCAGGUCGUGAAUGGUUUAUUCAUACCAUCUAUACAGUCCGCUCUAAAGAAAAUGCCAAUAGAGGCAUUGGAAAACGUAGUCUGGAUUACCACCAUACCAUGAGUAGUGCUACAGGUCAUGGUGAUCAAUUGUUUUUGAAGAGAAACCGAAGAGCAAAUGAAGAGGAUUCAGCCGUCACACAAGACAUUGGCACAGAUAAGAACAGAGGAACAAAUAUUCAGCACAUCACUCUUACACAAUCCCGUAGGGUCUCUGGCAAGGAUGCAUUCCCUGGAAGUGGGCAGCUGGAUAAACCUGCCUUGGAAAUUACUGGCCAGGAUCCGCAAGACACUUUGGUGCCCGUCAUUGGAGGAACAGUUGCUUUGCUGCUCCUGGUUUGCACAACAGUUAUUAUCGUUGUGCUUGUAAAACAUAGAGGACGCUCACAGUCAGAUAAAAAGUCUGCGUCCAACAGUCACUGCAAUAGCCAUGAAACUGUAACCACUCAACACAGCAGCAGUGACAGUUCCGAGGUAUAGAAGAACGGAUAUGGCUUUUACAUACCCUCACAUGCUUACUGCUUACAUUUUGGUAAUAUUAUUAUUUAAGUAUCAACAGUUAAGCAGUGGCCAUUGAUGAGUGUUGUAUAGAACUUUGUGAGGUAUUGGUCAACCAUAUUAAAGGUCUUUCAUAUCUGAGCAAAACUGUGCAACUGCCAAUUCUUGAUGGAACAGUGAUGCUGCAAAUGUCUGCCAACAAAAGUGCACCCCAUUGACAGGUGCCAGCAACAGCCUUCUUCAUUUUUGGACUUUGUGACAUUCUACAAUGGAACAGAUGAAAGCAAUAUACAUUACCAUGUGACGUUAGCUGUAGCUCUGAUAAAAAAGAAUAUAGAAAAAAAUGCAAAUGAGUGCAGUUGGUCACAUGACUGAAUGCAUGCGGGGAGUACUUCCUGCGCUGUUUUACAGCAUUGUUUAGUCCUUAGACUUGUUCUGACGUCUGGGACAAAAUGCACUAGCGAAAAUGUACAUUAUAUUAAACUGUUUUAGUCAAGAACACUGAUUUCAAUUACUGCAAUACACGUUGUGCCUUUACGCCUGUUAGAAGGGAUUACAGUAGUGUGUAUUAUAUACAGUCUUUGCUUUUAUUGUUCUGUUUUAUUUACGGUCAAUGCCUGAAUUCCUGAACACUCUUAAGCUGGGUAUAUGCUUAGCUGAAUCGGCCACUCUGUCUGCAUAGUGUGUACCCAGCAUAAGAAACAAUGGGGACAAUGAAAAAAAAAAUUAAAUGAAAAAUAAAAUUAUUGCAUUUUAAUGUUAUUUUUAUAAACAUUAUGAAAUCGUGUUUGGACAGUAAACACUACUUUCUAUGUUUAACAUUUUUAGAAAUCUCAUGGGUUAGGUCUCCUGUGAGGUGAGGUAAGGACCUUAUCACAGGUGACACCAAUAAAUGGGCUCUCCUCCCACCUCCUUAUAUGCCGCUCCCUGCCUACCCUAGCGCUCCUGUCAGCAGUCAUGAGUGCAGGGUGGUACAAGUCUCUGACAGACAGGAUUACACUGGAGACAGAGAAGGUGCUCUUCCUCUCCUGAGACAUAUUCUCCUCUCCCUACCUUACUCUUCUUGUCGUGUCUCCUGCAGUGAGAGGCCAAUGUCCAGAGAAACAGGUUGUCAGUGUGUACAAGUACCACCAUGGGCUGUAGAGGGCCUGUGCCUAUGAAACGCGCUGCUCACUUCCACUUUCAUCUGACUGUAACAUUAUUAGCAUACUUAUGCUCAGUGUACUAUUCAUACAGUACAUCUCCCCCCUCCAUCAUUGAGAAUCCCUUCACCAGGUAAAAGCAAACUCUUACCUUAUAAACCCUGCAAGAAUAACAGCUCUGCAGUAGAGCAGGCUGACAACACAGCUUUAUGAAGCUCAUAUAGCAAAGAGAAGGUAAAGCCUGCAUUAGAAAGACAGCAAGGAAUCAUGUAAAGGGAAGAGAGCCACAAAAUGUUAUGUAGACACCACAAACUACAAUAGCUGUUACAGUAUUUAUAUAUAAAGUAUAUUCCCUAUUGAGCAAAUUAAUGUCCUUUGCAUGUGAUGUGUGCAGUUAUUGUGGAACAUGCAUCAACACAAAGCAUUGACCUGCUCCUUUAUUAUUUCUUUCCCUUUGCUCAGAAAAUACGGCUUGCGUAGCAGUCAUAUAUGUUUCAUAUAAUUCCUAUAACUGAUGCAACACUGGCUCUGUCUUUAUUUUGAGUGACAUUUACAUUUGCUUUUUAAUAUAUAUUGGUUUAAGCUCACAUAUUCAUGAACAGUUUGCAUUUUGUUAAGGUUGAGUACCAUCCAUAGCUAAGCAUUUACAUCUCUUGGGAAACAACAUGUUGUUGUGCAGCUAGUUAGCAUAGUGGGGUUCAUUAUUGUACCAGACCAUCAAUGGUGGAGAGUGCUGCCCUUACCCCCAGACCUGGACCUCGUUAUGUACAUAGUGUAGCUCAGUAUUGUACCAGAUCAUCAAUGGUGAGGAGCACUGCCCUUCUCCCCACUAGACCUGGUCAUCAUUGUGUACAUAGUAGGGCUUAUUAUUGUAUUAGAUCAUCAAUGGUGGGGAGCGCUGCCCUUCCCCCAAGACCUGGCCAUCGUUAUAUACAUAGUGGGCCUUAGUAUUGUACCAGAUCAUCAAUGGUGGGGAGCGCUACCCUUCCCCCAGACCUGGCCCUCGUUAUGUACGUAGUGUGGCUCAGUAUUGUACCAGAUCAUCAAUGCUGGGGACUGCUGCACUUCCCCCCAGACGUGGCCAUCUUUGUAUACAUAGUGGGGCUUAUUAUUGUACCAGAUCAUCAAUGGGGUGGAGUGCUGCCCUUCUCCUCAUUCCUGGCCAUUGUUAUAUACAUAGUGGGCCUCAGUAUUGUACCAGAUCAUCAAUGGUGGGGAGCUCUGCCCUUCCCCCCAGACCUGGCUCUCGUUAUGAACAUAGUGUGGCUCAGUAUUGUAACAGAUCAUCAAUGCUGGGGAGUGCUGCACUUCCCCUCAGACCUGGCCAUCAUUGUGUACAUAGUGGGGCUUAUUAUUGUACCAGAUCAUCAAUGGUGGGGAGCACAGCCCUUCCUCCCAGACCUGGCCAUCAUUAUGUACAUAGUUGGCCUCAGUAUUGUACCAGAUCAUCAAUGGUGGGGAGAGCGCUCUUCCCCCCAGACCUGGCCAUCUUUAAAUACAUAGUGGGCCUCAGUAUUGUAUCAGAUCAUCAAUGGUGGGGAGCGCUGUCCUUCACCCCAGACCUGGCCAUUAUUAUGUACGGAAUUUGUUCAUUCCAGCAAUAUUUAUCUAGUAAAACGUACUAAAAACAUUAUCAUUAUUAUUCCUAAUCUUUUCCAGCCAUUCAGUAAGUAUAAGGCAUCUGUAUGAGUUGUUGUAAAUAUCUAAGGUGAAUAUACAGUUUCACCAUACCAAAUACUAUAUAUUGUUAUUGUUUAUGGCUUUUGUUAAUUGCAAUUUUUAACUAUCUUUAAAAGUAAAUUGAAAUUAGAAAACCUAUCCUUAAACAAAGUAAAGCAAUAUAUGCCAUUAUGUUUUAUUUACUUGAAGCACACUAAAGAUGCAAUGCAUACCUCUCACUUGAACAUGUGUAUUUAUGCAAAUUAAUUAUUCUUGAAAAACAAAUAAAUAAAUUUUUAUGACUUAAUAA